This is a messenger RNA of Alternaria arborescens, 915 nucleotides long. RefSeq lists its product as hypothetical. Lineage: Eukaryota; Fungi; Ascomycota; Dothideomycetes; Pleosporales; Pleosporaceae. The record is from RefSeq and is a predicted model, not a curated record. Bases 1 to 915 code for a protein of 304 amino acids. The transcript has 2 exons.
AUGUCAACAGCCACCCUUAUGGUGGGCUUCAUAUCACUUGCGUCGGCAUACAUCAUCGAUCCCCCAACAACAGCUGCCGCGGACACCAUCCAAGAUUGUUCUGCUUGGUAUGUGGUAGCUGGUGGAGAAAGCUGUGCGUCCAUUGCUGCAGACCAAUGGAUUACAGUCGAUCAAUUCAAUGCAUAUAACCCGUCCCUUGGUUCUGGGUGCAAGCUUGUCACCGGGAAUUCGUAUUGCAUUGAGCAGAACUUCGGUUUUCCCGUGACCACUCUACCACCGACCACCAAGCCUACCAGCACACCCCCACUGAAAACCACGCCUGCGCCGACGCCAACAAAUGGAAUUGCUACACCUAAGCCAAUACAGACAGGCAUGGUCUCGAGUUGCGACGAGUUCUACCUGGUCGUGAAGGACGACACCUGUUACAACAUUGCCGAGAAAUAUAGCAUCACGCUUGAUCAGUUUUAUGCAUGGAAUCCAGCUGUUGGGACAACGUGCGGCAAACUUUGGCCUGAGAACUACGUUUGUGUCUCCAUCAUUGGCUUCCCAGUCAGCAGCAGCAAAACCACACUUAUCACCACACAAAAACCCCAAACUUCGAGCUAUGUUAUACCACCACUAUGUCGCUUCGACCUGUCCAAGGGCCAGUAUAUCUGUGACCCCAGCCCUACGACGACGACCAAGCCGACGACUACGACCACAGGCAAUGGCAUCGUUACACCUACACCAAUUCAGUCAGGCAUGGUCUCCAAUUGCAAGAAGUUUUACAAGGUGGUCUCAGGAGACGGUUGCUGGGCUAUCAGUAACUCAAACAACAUUCAGUUGGAUGACUUUUAUAAGUGGAAUCCGGCCGUGAACGCCGGCGGAGAAUGCAAGGGACUGCAGGCAGCUGUCUGGGUCUGCAUUGGCGUCUAA